CGCAUCAUCCCCACCAGCGAUGAGGAACUGCAGAAGGUACAGGAGCUGCAGGACCUCGAGGAGCUGCAGCUGGAUUUCUGGCUGGCACCCCGUGGCCUCGGGUACCCAGUCGACCUCCGCGUGCCCUUCCCCAGCCUGCAGCCCCUCAAAGCCCACCUGGAAGCCAAUGGCGUCUCCUACUCCAUCAUGAUCGAGGAUGGCCGCCGCCGGCUGCCACUCUCCACCAACACCUUCGACUAUGCCACCUACCAUAACCUGGAUGAGAUCUAUGCCUUCAUGGACCUACUGGUAGAUGAAAACCCCAACCUGGUCAGCAAGCUUGAGAUCGGCCGGUCGACGGAGAACCGCCCCCUCUACGUGCUCAAGUUCAGCAGAGGGGGUAUGAACCGCCCGGCUAUCUGGAUCGACACCGGCAUCCACUCUCGUGAAUGGGUGACGCAGGCCAGCGGUGUUUGGUUUGCCAAGAAGAUUGUCCUGGAUCAUGAGAAUGAUGAAGGUCUGGCCUCCAUCCUGAACACGAUGGACAUCUUCCUGGAGAUCGUCACCAACCCAGAUGGCUUCGUCUUCACCCAAACCCAGAAUCGCAUGUGGCGCAAGACCAGGUCCGUCAACGCUGGCUCCACCUGCAUCGGCGUGGACCCCAACCGCAACUGGGAUGCAGGUUUUGGAGGGUCUGGAGCCAGCAAAAACCCCUGCUCGGAGACAUACCAUGGACCCUAUGCCAACUCAGAGCCCGAGGUGAAGGCCAUCGUGGACUUUGUGAAGAACCACGGGAACAUCAAGGCUUUCAUCUCCAUCCACAGCUACUCCCAGCUCCUGCUCUACCCCUACGGCUACACCAGCACCCCAGUGCCUGACCAGAAGGAACUGCACCAGGUUUCUAAGGCGGCGGUCGCAGCUCUGUCUUCUCUGUACGGCACUAACUACAAGUACGGCAGCAUCAUCACCACCAUCUAUCAAGCAAGCGGAGGAACCAUUGACUGGACGUACAACCAGGGCAUUAAGUACUCCUUCACCUUCGAGCUGAGGGACACGGGGCGCUACGGGUUCCUGCUCCCCGCCAAACAGAUCGUCCCGACCGCCCAGGAGACGUGGCUGGCGCUGAAGGUCAUCAUGCAGCACGCGCGGGACCAUCUCUACUAACUGGGAUCGGCGGCUGAGUGACAGUUUAAUUAGCUGG
This is a messenger RNA of Cariama cristata (Red-legged seriema), 1180 nucleotides long. Its product is annotated as carboxypeptidase A1-like. Gene Ontology annotation, molecular function: zinc ion binding; metallocarboxypeptidase activity. Lineage: Eukaryota; Metazoa; Chordata; Aves; Cariamiformes; Cariamidae. The transcript is spliced from 10 exons. Gene Ontology annotation, biological process: proteolysis. The record is from RefSeq and is a predicted model, not a curated record. The annotation marks the transcript as partial.